Molecule: messenger RNA, 2002 nt
Organism: Suillus bovinus
Lineage: Eukaryota; Fungi; Basidiomycota; Agaricomycetes; Boletales; Suillaceae
Exons: 18
Coding region: 462-1868 (468 amino acids)
Source: RefSeq, a predicted model, not a curated record
UUAGAUUAUUGUUCAUUCUAAUUGGAAAUUGAGAGCGGUUCUCUUCAAACGCCGGUAUCAAAAGUACUUAGUAACACACGCACGGCCACCACUCGACCUCGGGCCGCGCGAUGCUGUGUUGCUGUACGUGUGACUCUCCCAGACCUUCCAACCUUUGAAUGACCUGAGGCACCUACUGGCAAGUGGUCGAAACGAAACUCACCUGAAACUGAUAGACACCAAAACCGGCAUCGGAUCCCAACUCGACCCGCGCUCAGCCCUGGCAACAUUUUCACAUCGGCCUAGAUCUCACUAGCACUGGCCAAUUGGAUUUGUGGCGAACCCGUCCUGUGUUUAUGAUAUCAGUGUGUUCAUAUGGCUCGAUCGUGGCUAUAAUAAUGUUGGCCGCGAGAUGGAAUACAGCAUAAAUACGCCCCGCCUUAUUCUUGUCUGCACCUCAACUUUUCCCUCGGACCGAGUCCAUGAUGAUCUCCGCCAUGGUCAAGCUCGACGUUGCACAACUACCAAGGGCCUCGACUGAACCCUUACAAGCUGGCGCUAAAAUUAAGAAAAGAAUCAUCGUGUGCUGCGAUGGAACCUGGCAAGACGGAGUGAUUGCGAAGGAGGGUUGGCAGCAAACCAACAUCCUGAAACUAUCCCGGGGACUGGAGCAUCAGGAUACACGAUCGGGAGUUCCGAUUCCGCAGGUCGUGUACUACCAAUGUGGCAUUGGAACCGGCCAAAAUUUCUACUCUGAAUAUGUCGAAGGUGCGACAGGAGGAUCCCUAGGUGAAAAGGUUCAAGAGGCUUAUGCGUUCAUUGCCCAAAACUACCACCCCGGCGAUGAAAUAUUCCUCUUUGGCUUCUCUAGGGGUGCAUAUACCGCACGGAUGGUAGCCAUGUUCAUCGGCGCCAUCGGUGUCCUAGACCGCACCGACAUGGAUAACUUCGCCAAGAUAUUUGUUACGUACCAAAAACUUGGCAAAGAAACUGACCCACAAGAGAUCGAAAAGCUGGAUGCAUUGUUGAGCCAGUGGACCUCCCCCGAUUCCCGGGGAAAGAGAAGAGCUUAUUCUGAUGAUAACUCUUUCUCCAUAAAAUGUGUCGGUGUUUUUGAUACUGUCGGUUCGGUUGGUCUACCUGAAGAAUUGACGCACAAGUCGCCUUCCACAAAAUCUAUUUUUGGCUUUCCCAACAAUGAACUUGGGGAACAUAUCGAGCGUGCAUACCAUGCGCUUGCUAUCAAUGAAACCAGACUAGACUUUGACUGCUGCAAAUUUGUGCAAACGGACGGCGGACGACGGAAAGGGCAGAUUUUGAAACAGUGCUGGUUUUCUGGUGAACAUUCAGACAUCGGAGGUGGCUGGAAAGUACAUGACUUAUCUGAUAUAACUCUUGCGUGGAUGGUGGCCAAUAUCGCUGACAUGCUGUUCAUUGAUAUUGCAUACAUCUCUUCGCUGUCAAAUCCAGUGGCUCCUUGGGGAAAGCAGCGCCCACAUGACGCACGCACCGGUAUAUUCGUAUUAUCGCAGGCAAAUGUCAGAAAACUUCCAACAGUCACAGAUAACAUCACGCACGAAACAUUCCACCCCUCUGUUCUUCAACAGCAACCACCGAUCUCAUUCGAUUCCGCUCUUCUUUGCGAGUUGCUACCUGUGGAGGAAGAGCUACAGAAGAAAUGGCUAUAUAUUGAAGUGGAACGCCAGGUAAAUGGAGCAGCGCACACACAAUCAUUACCUGGGUCCCCCCGAGUCGGCUCGGUCAGCCAGGCAGACUCUGUGGGAACACGUUCGGGUCGUGGCAGGGGGACAUUCCAAACUACUCGCGGUCACACGCAUACAUCUCGGUUUGGAAGCUUCCGACACAUGUUGCCCCCCUUGUCGCUGUAAUGAAUUUUAAAUACAAAUAAAUCUUUCUUACUAGCUUCAUGGAUGGAGCUUAUAUAUCAUGUUAUUAUAUAUAUUAUAUGUAUGUCUUCUUUAUGAAUUGUUUUGCCUAACGUGCGCGCGAUGCACUUGCUAUA